GUGACCUCGGUGGAAACUUUUAAAAGCCUUUUGUUCGGAGGUGAAUCUCCUGUGUUACGUGCCUCUUCACGCGAUGCAAGUUUUAAAUGCACAUCUUUUUCUAAAGAUACUUGACAACGCUGUAUGAAAAAAUACCAUCUCUGUAGAUGAUGGCAUUUAAAACAGAGUAAAAACCUGUGCGUCAGGCUCGGCCGCUGCCUGGGUGACGCUGGUGCCCCAUCAGCAGAGCGCAAAGUCCUGGACGGGCACGGACGGGGCUGCGAUCGGCCCUGCCCUGCCCUGCCGUUGUUUCUCCUUUAACGCUUGGGAAAUCUGCCGGGCUGAAGUGGAGGCACCCGUGGGAUGAACUGUGGCUGGCAGCAGGAGGGAAGCUGGGUGACUGCCCGCGUGUUGCCUCCAAUGAACCAAUUUGGCAUUGAAACCUGCCCUAAUGAUAUGUGGGUGUUAGUAACAGAGCUGGGGUUGAUGGAGUCGGUACCGUAUCUCGAUAAGCCCCCGUCCCCUCUGGAGUUUUAUCGGGAAUGGGUGAGUCCAAAUAAACCUUGUAUAAUUCAGAAUGCCAUCAGUCACUGGCCAGCUCUGAAGAAGUGGACCUUAACGUACCUCAGGGAAGUAGUAGGUCCCAAGGUAGUGAGUGUGGCAGUAACACCAAAUGGUUAUGCAGAUGCAGUGUUUCAGGAAAGUUUUGUUAUGCCAGAAGAGAGUCAAAUGCCAUUCAUGGACUUUUUGGACAUUGUAGAGAAGAAAGUGACUUCUCGCAACAUAUUCUAUGUGCAGAAGCAGUGUUCAAACCUCACUGAGGAGUUCCCUGAACUUGUAUGUGAUGUGCAGCCUGACGUUCCAUGGAUGAGUGAGGCACUUGGGAAGAAGCCUGAUGCUGUGAAUUUCUGGCUUGGGGAAUCAGCUGCUGUGACAUCUUUACAUAAAGAUCAUUAUGAGAACUUGUACUGUGUGGUAUCUGGAGAGAAACAUUUUCUACUGCAUCCACCGAGUGACCGUCCCUUCAUCCCGUAUGAGCUCUAUCAGCCAGCAACCUACCAUGUAUCAGAAGGUGGCUCAUUUGAAAUUGUUGAUGAGAAGACUGCAGAUAAGGUGCCUUGGAUCCCCCUGGACCCUUUGAACCCAAAUCUGGAACAGUAUCCAGAGUAUGCUCAGGCAAAACCUUUGCAGUGUACAGUGAAAGCUGGCGAGAUGUUAUACCUCCCUUCUCUCUGGUUCCACCAUGUUCAGCAAUCACAUGGCUGUAUAGCAGUGAAUUAUUGGUAUGACAUGGAAUAUGACCUAAAGUACAGCUAUUAUCAACUAUUAGAUUGUCUCACAAAUGCCGUGAAAGUGUUAUAGCAAAGGUGGGAGACUCAAGCUUGCAAUCUUCCUCUCUGAUGUGGUACGAUCAUCAGCACCUGGGACUGGAGCACCAAACGUAAUUCAAGCUAACAGAACCGAACAUUAAAUUAUCCUCAACAAAGCUGGUCAAACAGAUCACAGCUGUUUUGCUUGCUUUCAUAGUCCAGGUCAAUUGGCCAUUUUUUUCUGGCUUGAAGGUAGAAGGUUCGAUGAUAACGUUUUUAGGUCUUCACAUUUUGCUUCAAUGCUGGUAAGCAAAGUAAAAUCUGAAGGGAGGCAAUGCAAGUUUUGGAAAUCCCAAAACAUACACCGUGACUGUUCCUUCAGCUCUACAGAUUGUUUUAGUAACAAAUGAACAAGGAAAACUCUGCUUGGUCACCCGUUGUGCAUCAGGCCACAUCAGCCCAACAUAUACCUUCAGAUUAAGGCAAAAGUCCUUUCCAGUAGUAAUUCAGUGCGUUCAGUGGCUGACUGUGGUGUUUCGAUGAUGAGAGAUUACCACUUCUGCAAUAAAAUUCAGUUGAAAAGCUUA
Molecule: messenger RNA, 1876 nt
Organism: Struthio camelus australis
Lineage: Eukaryota; Metazoa; Chordata; Aves; Struthioniformes; Struthionidae
Source: RefSeq, a predicted model, not a curated record